Entrophospora sp. SA101 is the source of this 192-nucleotide messenger RNA. NCBI's taxonomy places the organism in Eukaryota, Fungi, Glomeromycota, Glomeromycetes, Entrophosporales, Entrophosporaceae. The record is from the annotation of a GenBank genome assembly.
AUGUCUUAUUUCGUAUCAAGACAAUUAAGAAAAAAUGCUAAAGAAAGAUUAAAGAAGUAUAAUGUUGCAACUUUUAGAGAUUUCGGUGUAAUCGUUAACAACAAAGAUAAGAUGGAUAAAAUUAUAAAAGAUUGUUAUAAAGUAUUACAAGAUAAAAUUGAUUCAAAUGACUAUUUUUUUGGAAAUAAGUAA